Molecule: messenger RNA, 4231 nt
Organism: Oryzias melastigma (Indian medaka)
Lineage: Eukaryota; Metazoa; Chordata; Actinopteri; Beloniformes; Adrianichthyidae
Gene: rnf207b
Product: ring finger protein 207b
Exons: 17
Biological process (GO): regulation of heart looping; regulation of cardiac muscle contraction
Cellular component (GO): perinuclear region of cytoplasm
Molecular function (GO): zinc ion binding; transmembrane transporter binding; Hsp70 protein binding
Source: RefSeq, a predicted model, not a curated record
UCUACGCUUCGUUGAUCCCCCCAAAACCUUUAUAAUUACCAAAUUGAUUUAUUUUGAAGCUCCAGUAUAUUUACCAUUAUUUAUUAGACCAUUUAAGAUGAAAACAGUUGAUAUAGUUUUAGAAAUGGGUGGAAAGGAUUUCAGAUACCAAAAACAAGAACAUUUCAUUCUAUUUUUUUUGUUUUGCAUAUUAAUUUUUUGGGUGCCUCGUAAGCUAAUCUUACGUUUCUCUGGAUCUACGAAGGGCAUUAUGAGAGUUUAUUAAUAUUAUUGUUAUUAAUAAACUUGACUGGAGGUUUUAAAAAUUGGAAUGGGCCAUUUGCUUCAAAUUACGAACUAACUUCGUUGUCCUUUAACGUUACAGAUACCUUUCUUUUAAUGAAAGUACAGCAAAAAGGGGAUUCAAAACAUGUCAUUUUAAUUAAACAAGAAUAAAAAAUCUAAAGCUAAAUCUAAAAUGUCUUUUUUGGGGGUGGGGGUGGUGGGAGGUAAUAAUGACCACUCCACAGACAGACUCGGACCAAUUGCGACGUACUGAUGGCGUCUGGCUCCAACAUGGCGGAACCUUUUUUAUUUAUUAUUAUUAUUAUUAUUGCUUUAUUUAAAUUUACAAAGCAUUAAGGCAUACAGAUUUCCAGAACAGGGGCACAAACAUAGGGCACUUGAACCAUAAAGUAACAGUCACGUGUGGGUUCAAAAUUAUGAUGAAUCCAAAUGACACACACAAAAAAUGAAUAAAGAAAGAUAAAAACAUAAAAAUAAUAAAACAUGGUAUCACAUCUGUAUCAUGAAAAAAUGUUAACGGAAUUGACUAUUUGGUUGGAGAUGGAUGUAAAACUUUUUGAUGAAAUGAAAUGAGAUCAAAUUGUGAUUAUAAAAUAUCACAAUUAUCUUAAAUAUUAUCACAGUCUAAGUGCAAUAUGACAAAAAUAAACCAAGUAUCUACUGUAAAACGUAUAUCUAAUGAGUCUGAAAACAUUAGCAGCUUAUCACAUGCAUGUUUUCUGACUGAGAUCCUGUGAUUUGAAGCAGGUUCCUGUCAUUGUGAGAACAGAGUGCCAUCGUUAAAGGUCUACAGCAGCCUUCUAAAGACCGUUUGAAGGCCUGAUGAGAUCUCUUCUGUUUCUCAUCAACAUCCUUACAUCUGCUAAAACAGUUAAAAAAAAAAGGGAUUUUUAGAGAGUGUGGUGAACUGAAGGAUUUUCAUAGGCUGCAUUGAUGUAGCUUUCUGUAAAUUAUUUCUCCUGCUUCUGGAGUUUAGGUGCAACUGCGCUCACAGCAGAGCAUCUGAGAUUGAUGCAGUUUGCUGCAGCAAUAUUAAAUGUCCCUCUUGAACUGCAGCAACACGUGGGGGCUGGCAUGGCGAGCGCUGUGUGCUGACAGCUGUUUGCCGGACAGACCCCAUCAGCCUGCUGUUGAAGAGUUCCUGCAUUGCAGUCAUUCCUGCUGGGGGUGGCUGAUAGCACCACCGAAAGGUAAGACAGAGGCUCUCUAGAGCUCCGCUCUUCCUGCAGAGCAGCCCACUGCACCAGCGGUACGGUGUGUUUACAGGAUGUUAUGCUGUUGUUAAGUAUUGAUUAAUCUGUGGAUUGCAUGUGCUGACAGCAUCUACAGACACACUGUCCAUGUCUGACCAGGUAGGUCAACACAGUUUGGCUUAUUUCAAAUCACGUUUUUGCGCUGGAAGUUUUGAAUCUUAACAUAUCAGGAAUAUUUGGGUUUCAAUCCUUGAGUACCAACUUUUCUCUGGACGAGUGUUUGAUGCAGACACCCCAGCAGCUCUUCCAGCUUCCCAUGACCCCAACGCUGUGCUUUCAGAUGGCGGGAGGGAUCUUCGGCGGCUUGGAGAAGCUGUGUGUGGUGGACUGUGCCAGCGUCCACCCCCUGGUGUGCCAUCUGUGCCGGGAGCAGUACAAAUCUCCAUGCUUGCUGGACUGUUACCACAUCUUCUGCGCCCGCUGCCUGCGAGGUCGGACCAAUGACAGCCGCCUCAGCUGCCCCCUCUGUGGGUACCAGUCAGUAGUGAAAGGAAACGGCCUCCCACCAGAAGACCGUCUGCUGAAGUUUCUGGUUGAUAAUAAUUCAGAUGCAGAGGAGAACGUGCAGUGUGCCAACUGUGACCGGGAGAGCAACACCAAGGAAGCUGGAGGGAUGUAUUACUGUAACACCUGCAGUCAGCCGCUCUGCGCUGCCUGCAGAGAGCCCACUCACAAGGCCAGGAUGUUUUCCCACCACGAGAUCGUCCUGCUGGCCAAACGCACCAAAGCCAAACACAGGAAAUGCUCUCUUCACGGCGAGCCCUACAUCCUUUUCUCUACUGAGAAAAACUCCAUGCUUUGCAUCAAAUGUUUCAGAGACAUGCAAGUGGAGAGUCGGACUCAUUGCAUAGACAUUGAAACGGCGUACGUGCAGGGCUGUGAGAUGUUGGACCAGGCUGUGCUGGUGGUGAAGGACCUGCAGAACUCCACUGGAGAAGCAAUCCACCUGCUGAGAGCAAUGAUUGGAGAAGUGGGUCUGAACAUGGAGGAGGAGGAAAGUGCAAUCUGUAGCCUUUACAACAGCUUGCAGGAAAAACUGGCAGAGAGGAAGAAGAUUCUACUGAAAGCAGCUCAGAGUCAACAUGAGGAGAAGGAGCGAGCAUUAAAGGAGCAGCUGUCACACCUUACCGCCCUCCUGCCAACCCUCCAGGUCCACCUGGUGACCUGCUCUGCCUUCCUCAGUUCAGCUAACAAGUAUGAGUUCUUGGACAUGGGCUAUCAACUCAUGGAGCGGCUGAAGAAGAUUGUGAAGCUUCCUCACCGCCUGCGACCAGUGCAGAGCAGCAAAAUCAACACAGAGUUCAGAAGUGAGUUUGCUCGCUGUCUGGAGCCUCUGCUGCAGAUCGGACCGCGCUGCCCCCCCUCUGUCACCGGCUCAUCCAGCAUAGUAACCAGGUAAGGCCAUAGCACGGGGGGACUCCAGUCUCCUCUGUCCGUGACCUGCCGCUCCCCAUCACUCAGUGAAAUGCCCCUCAGCUCCGCCUUUGGCCGAAGGCCAACGUCCCACCGCAACGUCUGCACCAAGGUGCUCCUGGCUGAAGGCAAGGAGACGCCGUUCACGGAACACUGCCGCAACUAUGAGAACACCUACAGGAGUCUGCAGACAGAGAUCCAGAGUCUGAAGGACCAGGUUCAGGAGCUGCACCGGGAUCUGACCAAACAUCAUUCCAUCAUCAACACAGAGAAAAUGGGAGAGAUUCUGGACAGAUCUCUGCACAUCGACAGUCAGAUCGGAGUCCAGUACUCCUCCGUGGAAACCAUGAGGUUCAUCUUUGAAGAGAUCUGGGACGAGACCUUUCAGAGGGUCAGUAACGAGCAGGAGAUCUACGAAGCUCAGCUUCAGGACCUGAUGCAGCUGAAGCAGGAGAACUCCUACCUGACCACCAUCGCCCGACAGAUCAGCCCCUACAUCCUGUCCAUAGCUAAAGUCAAGGAGAGACUGGAGCCCAGGUUUCAGGAGCCCAAAGAGCUGGAGCUUGAUGACCGAACAGAAACGAUGCUGAAAGUCUACGAGGACGGCACGACGCCGAAGGAGAAGCAAGGCAGUGACAGCAGCAUCUGUGUCCCAGAGAACAGCCGCCCUCUGAUGCUAGAUGGAGGCGGAGCCCCGUAAAGACCAGCCGUUCAGGACGGCAGGGGGUCCCGCCGACCCGUCCACCAACAAUGAGCGUCCUGCUUUGCUGGGAUUGGUCCGUGAGGAGGCGGCGGGCGGAUUCCUGAGCUGUCCUGGCUCAGAGCGAUACCUGGCUCCUCCUCAGAGGAGAGCUGUCAGGGCCGGCGCCGGGACUGACACUAACUGGAUAUAGGUGUGUGACAAAGACUCGCAGCUGUCAGAGGAUGAUGAUGAGGGAAAACAACCAGAUUCUGAGCCGUGCAGGCACCAGAAGACACAUGGACAGAGCAGGAUCUGCAAGAUUGCUUUGAUUUGUUUUUGAAAUGUUUGUGACUUUUAAAGUCUAAUUCUGAUUGAUAUUUUUAUUUAUUCUCAAAUCCAUCCCAGUGUUGGACAUAGUUUCUGCAGAGCGGCAGGAGUUCAUUAGAAACUCCCCCCUGAGUUUUGGGCGAGACUGUUCACCCAUCACCCACCGUUGAGAGCUUUCUAACCUAUAUCUAUAUAUAUAUAUGUAUAUACAUAUAGGAUAGAAAUAUAUAUAUAUAUAUAUAUAUAUAUAUACACACAUAUAUCUUCCAUC